Molecule: messenger RNA, 2677 nt
Organism: Lemur catta (Ring-tailed lemur)
Lineage: Eukaryota; Metazoa; Chordata; Mammalia; Primates; Lemuridae
Product: retinol dehydrogenase 7-like
Exons: 2
Coding region: 101-634 (177 amino acids)
Source: RefSeq, a predicted model, not a curated record
UUCAAGAAUGCCUGUUGAUAGGGAGACUUGUAGAGCAACAAAAUAGAGAGUGCUAGAACUCUAGCACAGUCAUAGCUGUCAGGCACCGUCCUGUGCCACAAUGUGGCUGUACCUGGCGGCCCUCGUGGGCCUGUACUACCUUGUGCGCUGGUACUGGGAGAGGCAGGUGGUGAGCCACCUCCGAGACAAGUACGUCCUCAUCACGGGCUGCGGCUCGGGCUUCGGGAACCUGCUGGCCAGACAGCUGGACAUGCACGGCUUGAGGGUGCUGGCUGCGUGUAGGACAGAGAAGGCGGCCGAGCAGCUGAGGGCCCAGUCGUCAGACAGGCUGGAGACGGUGACUCUGGACAUCGCCAAGACAGAGAGCAUCACUGCAGCCACCCAGUGGGUGAAGGAACGUGUGGGAGACAGAGAUUUCAAACUACUCACUGCAAAGCUUUUGGCAACAUGCAAGAAGAAUCUGUCAGAGGUGACGGACUGCAUGGAGCAUGCGCUGACCGCCUGCCACCCCCACACCUGCUACUUGGCUGGCUGGGACGCCAAGCUCUUCUACCUCCCCAUGAGCUACAUGCCCACCUUCCUGGCAGACGCCAUCCUCACUCGGGGCCUCCCAAGGCCGGCCAAAGCCCUGUAAAGCCAAGACUGUAGCGCUUAUUUGGGUGGGGUUGGAUGCUGUGUGAGAGGUGAUAUGUCCUGGGGAGAGAAAUAGGGUGGAAGGUGAGAGCUCUCAUGUCAGCAGGUCACCUGUCCUACCUCUGUCCUCACCUGUGGCCAUGAUGGGUGAGGGGUAAUGUGUCACGGUGUGGGAAAUAGAGAGGUGGGAGGGAGCUCUCAAGUCUCCAAGGUCAUGUUCCUCACCCCCUCCUCACAUCUUCCCCAAGCUUUUCUUGGGACAUUAGGCUGGACUCUGGGGAUAUUGGGAGUAAAGAACCACAUCUGCAGCUUAGGAAGGGAGACCCAGUCACAUAUAUUGGCAUCUUAUUUCAGUAGACAGUCACUCAAGUCUCUGAUCUCAGGGCCCACAUGCCACCCUAAGGAAUGUACACUUUUGGGAGAGCAGGAGCAACUAGGGUGAAUGGGCCAGUCCACAGCUGCUCUGCCUCCUGUCCCCCUCAUCAAGCUAUGCCUUGCCUGGACAGUCUACAUCCUCCUACAGGAUGGAAAUUGCCUGGAGAGGAGGGCUCCCUCCUCUGGAGAUACCUGUGCACAUGGGGUGGGAAUGGGGAGGGCAACCACCAACCUGACACAUCAGGCCUCAGGUGCCAACUCAGCACGGAGACCUGUCAUCUGAGAGUGGGAGGCAUUCCCAGCCCUGGGAGGAAGAGCCCUGUACCUGGUCCCACAGGCUUCACACCCCCACUUCUAUGGCCUGUAUUUUCAGUUCAGGCCAGGGGAACACUGCCUUGGCCAGCAGUCAACAGAGAGGCCCAGGAGGCACUGAGUCAGGCCCAGGCCUAUAUUGGGGCAGUUCUGAGUCACCCCUAUCCAGGUCCAGAGCCUACCUCUGGAUUUUACGUGUGUCCUCAAGAACUGGGAUACCCACUGUUCCUGGGCCUGCUUAGCCCCUGAGUGAUAUGGUCUGACUUCUCCCAGCCAAGGCUUCCCUGUUCACUCACCCAGGAGGCAGAGACUGGGAGGCGCUUCCCAAGUCCAGUGUAGGAGGGGCUCUGCUACAGGGUGGCAUGAAGUAAGGUCUGCCUUCCACCCCUGCCCGCCUCCCUUCCCUAUGGGCUUUGGGUCUGCUCUUCAGGGAUGGGUCCAUGGUCUGACCACUCCAACCCCCAGCCCAAACACUCUUAGUACAGAACAGCCAGGCUCUGCUGGGCUUUCCUGAGGUGACACUUGCUUUAUCUGAUUCUGGGUCUGGCCCGGCUGGGUAAAUAGUGGAGCACAGAGAUGCAUCCUUUGUCCCUUCACUCUAGGGAACUCUGUGGCUGCAUUUCUGUGUCAGACCCUCUAAAGUGAGAAGGUAUGGGCUGGUGACCAGGCUCCUGAGGAAUAGUGACACUGGAGAUUGAUCCAUGGAACCACACUAGGCUCCAGCAUCAUUCUGUCCCGGCAUCUUAUGUAGUUCUGGGCAUGGUUCCUCACUACUCACACCUUUGUCUGGUUUCCUUAUUUCUUUUCCUUCACUACCUUCCUUCCUACCUUUCUGUGAGUUUUGUGCCCAAUUGCCUAGAAUCUCUCCUUCUCCAAGUCCUGACCCUGAGAAUGUUCUCAGUCUCUGACCCCAGUUCUCUGCUCCUCCUACAUCUCAUCCCCUCCCAGAGCCAAGGACUCUGCCCCGGCCCUUCCCCCUGAUGCCCUGUGAGCACAUGAGCCCUGCAUCAUGUGGCUGGGCAUCCUCACUGGUGACCCGAGUGUCCUCCCGAAGGCGUCUGGCCCUAGUCCCUCAGGUCCUUCUACUUUGGGGGAAUUGGGGCCUCACAUCACCAGCCUCCCCUAUAGGAGGACCCUGCUGCCUCUAGCCUCAGGCACAUCCACCCUGAGGGAAAUCCUUUGUUUCCCAUUCUCUUUCAUGAUGGAGACUUACCUAAGAAUUCCAAAUAGCUGCUGACCUGGAACUUGUUUCUCUUGGGGUUUGGAAAGCACAGAACCAAUUUUUCGUUUGUUUGUUCUGCAUUAAUGAAUUUGUCUUAAUUUUUUUCCCUGAAAAUAAAAAUUAAAUGUAUUUACA